Molecule: messenger RNA, 550 nt
Organism: Drosophila miranda
Lineage: Eukaryota; Metazoa; Arthropoda; Insecta; Diptera; Drosophilidae
Product: fibronectin-binding protein A-like
Exons: 2
Coding region: 132-296 (54 amino acids)
Source: RefSeq, a predicted model, not a curated record
UGCAACCGUGCACUUGUAUGUCGAUAUUAGGUUCUAUCGGAUUCCGAUUCCUUCAUUCAAAACCAACCGACAAUUAAGCGACGCGAGGAAAAGAUUUUUAAAAAUGAUGCCUCAGGCGAUAUAUUUUGUAAAUGGUGGCCGAGGACGCGGAGCCCCCUACGCCCAAGGUGCCCGAGGACGCAGAGCCCCCUACGCGCAAGGAGCCCACUACGUUCAAGGUGCCCGUGGACGCGGAGCCCCCUACGCCCAAGUUGCCCGUGGAGGUGGAGGGCGUGGAGGUGCCCAAGGAGGGCUAAACAGGAUUAACUGUUAUUCGAAGCCACUGUAGGCAGACGCACACAUAAACAAACGAGUAUCGUUCUAAUUGCUCAAUUUCUUUAUUCCGUCGAAUAUUACCAGCUAUAUAGAACAUUUAGCCAUGCCCAAUUAAUGAAUCAAUUUUCUACUUAACUGACUAAUGUUUAAUACUUGCUUUUAUUGGAUUUUGCUUAAAAAAGGUUUUAGCGAUAAAGGUCAAACAAAUGAAACGUAAUAAAACGUAAGAGAAAAA